Zingiber officinale is the source of this 971-nucleotide messenger RNA. Its product is annotated as heme-binding protein 2-like. NCBI's taxonomy places the organism in Eukaryota, Viridiplantae, Streptophyta, Magnoliopsida, Zingiberales, Zingiberaceae. Bases 54 to 698 code for a protein of 214 amino acids. The record is from RefSeq and is a predicted model, not a curated record. The transcript has 2 exons.
AAGACUCCAGCCAACCAGUCUGGUCGCGAUCGAGGUCGGGAGACAACUAGACGAUGCAUCGCCUUCUCUCCCUCGUCUUCUCCGCCUUCACCUUCCUCCUCGCCGUCGCCGGAGCAAUCGAAUCGCCUCAGUACACUGUUAUUCACUCGGAGUCCGACUUCGAGGUGCGGCUGUACAGGAAGUCGGUGUGGAUGUCUGCUCCCACCGAUCAGAUUUCCUUCGAGAAGGCCACCAGGCUUGGAUUCCACAGAUUAUUUCAAUACAUUCAAGGAGCAAAUCUCAACUCCUCAAGGAUCAGAAUGACUGCUCCUGUAGUCACUAGCAUUGUUCCAUAUGCUGGUCCUCUUCAUUCUUCCGCCUACUAUGUUCGCUUCUACCUCCCACUAAAAUUCCAGGGAUCCCCUCCGGUUCCCCUGCCCGAGCUACACCUUCAUUACGAUGAAUGGGAUAGUCAUUGCAUCGCUGUGCGAAAAUUCUCCGGCUUUGCUCGUGAUAACAAUGUCAUCAAAGAAGCAGAGAAGCUUGCCGUCAGCUUGAACCAAACUUCUUGGGGUGAGUUCACUUCUGCUGAUACAGACGCUUACUCCAUUGCACAAUAUGAUUCACCGUUUCAUUUUGUCGGUCGCACCAAUGAGGUUUGGGUCAAUAUUGGAGCUGAAGCACCUGGUUGUGAAUCGAACCAUGCCUAUGCAUACUAAUUCCUGAACAACUCAUGCUCAACCAUGAUGUUUCCGUGUUUGUACAAUAUAAUCUGUGUACAUGAGCUUUACUAUGACAAACUCUCAUUUGGCUGGGAGCCAAAGAAAUAAUAUCUCGAUGUUGUGCAAUCAACUAAUUGUUAUAGGAUCUCAUGUAACCAUGACUCUUGUGUUCAUGAUGUUGUGUCAAGAAGCAACGAGUUUUAAUGUUGCUAACUGUCUUGUAUUAUGAUUUUCUGUUAUUAGAAAUCUGGAAUGGCUUAUCAGAUACAA